Panicum virgatum (switchgrass) is the source of this 3182-nucleotide messenger RNA. RefSeq names its product disease resistance protein RGA2-like. The record is from RefSeq and is a predicted model, not a curated record. Gene Ontology annotation, biological process: defense response to fungus. The coding region runs from base 1 to 2268 and encodes 755 amino acids. Gene Ontology annotation, molecular function: ADP binding. The transcript is spliced from 6 exons. Lineage: Eukaryota; Viridiplantae; Streptophyta; Magnoliopsida; Poales; Poaceae.
AUGGCUGCACCGUCCAUCGUCCUCAUCGGGAACCUUGUAGCCAUGGGGUCACCGCUAGGCUUGCUAUGCCUCCGUGUCGUCGUUGCCUCCUUCAUCGCAUCUGGAUUUGCUGCCCCUUCCGCACAACAGGCCAGGCACCUCCUCCUACCAGCACCAUCGCACCGCUGCCAUGAGUGUGAGUACGUGGUUGCGGAGGAAGACCGUGGGCACAGUGACGGUGACAAGCAAACGAUAGCAGAUUGCUUCUGCGCAAAACCAAAAUCACUUCUGUUCAGAUGCAAGGUGGCCCAUAAGAUCAAGGCAAUCAAAGUGAAAUAUGAGAAGAUUGUGAAGCAGGCAAGCAAUGCCAUUAUUGUAAAGAAAGAUUUACAUGUGGAUCGUCCUGUUCCGAGCAGCAACACCAGGACACAUCGAGAGCCCUCCAUCCUAUCUCAUGUUGAGGACUCAAAAAUACCCAAAAGAGAUCAGGAGAAGGAUGAUAUCAUAAGUAAGAUUUUACAAUAUAAUGAAGCUGAGGAUGAUAGAACGGUACUAUCUAUCGUUGGAUUAGGUGGGUCCGGCAAAACUACUUUGGCCAAACACAUUUGCCAUGACUACAAGAUAAAGGAGCACUUCAAAGAAAUGAUAUUCUGGGUCUAUGUGUCUCAAGAUUUUGAUGUCGACAAGCUUAUCGGCAGGCUGUUUGAAACUAUCGUUAGGAAAAAGUCUAAUCUUCAGGUUGAACAGAACAUGCCCCGUGAAAUUUCAAACAAGUUAGGUGGUAAGAAGUUUCUUCUUGUCCUGGAUGAUGCGUGGCAUCGGGCCAAGCGUGGCUGGGAACAAUUCAUGGUGAACCUAAAGAGUGGCGCACCUGGAAGCAAGAUUUUGCUAACUACUCGUGAUCUGAAGGUUGCAGAAAUUGUGAAAUCCAGGCAUAUAUUUGAGCUGGGAAUGUUAUCGGAGGAUGAGAGCUGGAGCUUGUUCCUAAAGAGCUCUGGGUGUGUAGAGGAGGAUUUGGGCUUUCAGUAUAUAGAAGUUGGAAAAGAGAUCCUAAACAGAUGUAGUGGGGUGCCUCUAGCAAUCAGAACACUUGGAGGUAUCCUCUCUGAGAAUAAGGAAAUAAGUAUCCGUUGCAAAGGUCUUGUUACCUUUCCAGAAUCUAUUGGCAAGCUUAGGAAGCUACGAACUCUAGAGCUGAAUUAUGCUGAUGAUCUUGAGAGUUUACCUCAGUCAAUUGGUGAUUGCCAAGACCUUCAAUCCUUGAUUCUGUAUCCCUGUAGAAAAAUCAGAGAGAUACCAGGCACCAUAUGUAAAAUUAAAAACCUGAGGGCCCUUCAUAUAUCUGAGUGUUCAUUUCUGAAACAAUUUCCGUCAGAAUUCACCGGGGUGUUCAGCAACUUGCAGACAAUCAACUUAGCUAAUGCUACACAGUUCCAGGAACUGCCAAGCACAUUGUCCUGUCCACUGUUGUGUACACUUGAUCUUUCUCGUACCAAAGUUACCAUGCUACCUCCAUGGGUUACUACGAUUGGUACUCUAGAGUGUAUAAACCUUGAAUUUUGCUUCAAGCUAGUGGAGCUGCCUAAAGGUAUAGGGAGUUUAAAAAGACUUGCAGUUUUGAACAUAAAGGGUUGCAGCAAACUGCGUUGCGUGCCAUCAGGUAUUGGAAAGUUGACCCGUUUAACACAGUUGGGCUUGUUUGUUGUCGGGUGUGGUAGAGAUGAUGCGAGAAUCUCUGAGCUUGAAAAUCUUGAUAGGCUAAGUGGUAAAUUGGAAAUUAGAAACCUUAAGUAUUUGAAGGAUCCGUGUGAUGCUAAGAAGGCUUGCUUGAAACAGAAGAAUGGCAUAAAGACUCUGGUUUUGGACUGGUCUUUGGAUAAAGAAGAAAAAGAGUUAGCCUCAGAUGUGGAACAGGAGCAGGGUGUGUUGAGUGCUCUUGAACCACCAUCGCAAAUUGAGAGCUUGAAAAUCAAAGGUUACCAAGGUCCCUGUUUGCCACGAUGGUUGAUGGAGCAGAUAGGGCACCUCACCUCCCUUGAAUCUCUUGACUUGGUAUAUUGUGGUGCGCUGGCCGAGCUGCCAGAGGGCAUCGGGCAACUAUCUGCGCUUCGGCGGCUUUUCAUCCAGGGUUGCCCUGCCCUUCAGUGCCUGCCCCAAUCCAUACAACGCUUAACUGCUCUCCAGAGUUUGGUCAUUGCCGAGUGCCGUGCUUUGGCGAGUCGUUAUAAGCAAGGAGUGGGGCCGGAAUGGCACCUUAUCUCUCACAUCCCUUUCGUGCGGAUAUCUUGACCAGAGGAUUAGGAGGCUUACGGCCCAAGACAUGCGCGCGAACGCGGCAGCACCAAACCCCCAUGGUUUGGACAUUUACGGCUGCCCUGCUUUGGCGAGGCGUUACAAGCGAGGAGUGGGGCCAGACCGGCACCUUGUCUCUCGCAUCCCUCAUGACUCAUGAGACGAUAUAUCAUAUAUACAUUAACUGGAUUAGGACUCCUAAUGGCCCAGCGCCUUGCCUUCCAGGACGCGGCAGCAUCAAGCACCUUGGAUCGGAUUGGAUUGGAUUUCAAGGACUAGAAGGAUUCGACUGCUGGUUGGUCCCCUUUGUCUAGAUUACCCAGAAGUGUUCUAGCGAACAAGCUUACCACUGGAUGCUCCUGAGAGGAAGCACAUUAAAUUUUGCUCGUACUCCUGCUCCUGCGCUUCCUGCCCUCUGCUUCAUCAUCCUUGAAUUCAGACGACAAUAAGGUGGAACAUGAAGCCUUCAUGUCGGUGCUUGCAUGAGUCCAGUUUCGUGUGGCAGUGCUGAUUCGCAAGAGAAAAUACCUCCUAAUGUGGUCCUAAUUUUCUGGGCAUAUGCUGAUGGUGUCUCGAUAUAAGCUGUUUUGCUGCCUUAAAGAACACUCUGUUUCUGGGCACCGAUGGACUCUGUCCUCAUCUCAGCCAAUCCAAUGGCGGCGUUCUGUUCGCGGUCGGCGGCCGCUGGCCGGUGCCAAGAGCGACGACGAUGAGUGAGUAGCUGCCAAGAGCGAGGGUCAUGUAUAUAUGAUCAGAAGUUCACGCCCAUCCCGUCGCAUUCCAGUUUGCAAAUUAGCAGCCGCGAUUGGCUCGGUUUCAAACGUUUGGGGCCAUGUUUUGGGUCCUUGUAUGAUGCCAAUGGAUUGAAUUUUUCGUUGGCAGGAGAGUUCCAUGGUGUCUUGUUUGUCAAA